AACCAAAGAAAACUGUAGCACUGCCCCCAAGCCUCAGCUAGCUCACUGCACGUACCGCCCGUUCCUAACAACAACAAGCAUCGUUUCAUCAGCUGAUCGAUCGAUCUGAUCCUCUUCCAGCCACUGAUCGAUGAUGGCCGCCAGCAUCUCUUCCAGCCCGAUGAACCUCCCCGUCAUCAUCGGCGACCGUCGGCCGUCGCUGUCCCUCUUCCAAGCACAACGGCCUCCGACAGGGCACCACCGGUCGUUCUUCUCCGGUAACGUGGCGCUGAACACGUCGUCCCAGCGCCGUCCUCGUCGUUCUUGCCAUGACGUCGUCGCCUCGGUGGCCACAACUGACCGCCCGGUUCCUCUGGCCGGGGACGUGGACCGCGGCUCUCAGCCGGCGGAGACGUCCGGGCGCUCCGACGACGACGGGCAACUGGCCGCGCGGUGGCGGGAGAUCCACGGCAGCGACCACUGGGAGGGCCUGCUGGACCCCAUCGACGCCGUGCUCCGUGGGGAGCUCAUCCGUUACGGCGAGCUCGCGCAGGCCUGCUACGACAGCUUCGACUACGACCGCUUCUCCCCUUACUGCGGCAGCUGCAGGUUCCCGGCCAAGACCUUCUUCCAGGACGUCGGCCUCGGCGGCGCCGGCUACGAGGUCACCCGCUACCUCUACGCCACCUCCAACGACCUCAAGCUCCCAAACUUCAGGAGCCGGAAGCACAGGUCCGCCGCCGCCGCCGCCGACAAGCUGUGGAGCGAGAUGGGCACGUUCAUCGGCUACGUGGCCGUGUCGACGGACGAGGAGACGGCGCGGCUCGGCCGGCGGGACAUCGUCGUGUCGUGGCGCGGCACCGUCACCCGGCUCGAGUGGGUGGCCGACGUGACGGCCAACCAGACGCGGCUGAGCGGCAUGGGCGUGCCGUGCCCGGACCCCGACGUGAAGGUGGAGAUGGGGUUCGCGGAGCUGUACACGGGCAAGGACGCGGCGUGCCGUUUCUGCCGGUACUCGGCGCGGGAGCAGGCGCUCGCCGAGGUGCGCAAGCAGGUGGAGGUGUACCACGGCAGGGGCGAGCAGGUGAGCGUGACGGUCACCGGCCACAGCCUGGGCAGCGCGCUGGCGAUGCUCAACGCCUUCGACAUCGCGGAGACGGGCGCGAACGCGUCGCCGGAGCCGGAGCUGGACGACGACGGCCGCAGGUGCAGGAAGGCGCAGGCGCCGGUGUGCGUGUUCUCCUUCGCGGGGCCGCGCGUCGGGAACCUCAGGUUCCGGGAGCGGUUCGAGCGGGAGCUCGGCGUGCGGGCGCUGCGCGUCGUCAACGUGCACGACGGCGUGCCCAAGGUGCCCGGCGUGUUCUUCAACGAGGCCGCGUUCCCGGAGGCGGUGCUCCGGGCGGUGGACGGGCUGGGAGCCGCCGGCGUGUACACGCACCUGGGCGUGCCUCUGGCGUUGGACCACAGGGCGUCGCCGUUCCUCAAGGAGACCAUGGACAUCUCGUGCUACCACAACCUGGAGGCGCACCUGCACCUGCUCGACGGCUUCCGUGGCUCCGGCGAGGUGUUCCAGCUCCGGGGAAGAGACCCCGCGCUGGUGAACAAGUCGGCGGAUUUCCUCCGCGACGAGCACAUGGUGCCGCCCGUUUGGUACCAGGAGGAGAACAAGGGAAUGGUCAGGACGGAGGACGGACGGUGGGUGCUGCCGCCGCGCCAUAGGGACAUCGACGAGCACCCGGAUGACACUGACCAUCACCUCCAGCAGCUCGGUCUUGCUCUCAACGCAUCAACCUAGUGAAAACGGUGGUUGAUGCCAUGGUGCAUCGUGCAUAGGAGCCACGUUCUUUAAUUAAUCCGAGUAAGAAAAAAAAAGAAAAACGCUACAUAAAGCUUGGUGGAUAACAGUAUAUACUGACUAAAAUUCAAUUCAUAUUUUUUUUGAAGUCAACACCGAGAUCCUCACCUGAGUUCAUUUCAAUUCAUAUUGUAAAGGUAGAUUUUGAAAGGCAGUGACAAUAUCCAAUACAGAG
Messenger RNA from Sorghum bicolor (sorghum), 2009 nucleotides. Its product is annotated as phospholipase A1-Igamma1, chloroplastic. The record is from RefSeq and is a predicted model, not a curated record. The transcript has a single exon. Gene Ontology annotation, molecular function: glycerophospholipase activity. Lineage: Eukaryota; Viridiplantae; Streptophyta; Magnoliopsida; Poales; Poaceae. The coding region runs from base 131 to 1774 and encodes 547 amino acids. Gene Ontology annotation, biological process: lipid metabolic process.